Molecule: messenger RNA, 1396 nt
Organism: Drosophila navojoa
Lineage: Eukaryota; Metazoa; Arthropoda; Insecta; Diptera; Drosophilidae
Biological process (GO): long-chain fatty acid metabolic process; fatty-acyl-CoA biosynthetic process
Molecular function (GO): long-chain fatty acid-CoA ligase activity
Source: RefSeq, a predicted model, not a curated record
CACACGAGCGUCAUUGGAAUUGCAGCUGCAAAUACCACCUAUGUCAUGCCGUUGGGCGUAGCCUGCCUAUUCAAUGGCACUCCGUUUCACGCCAUCAAUCCGAUAUUGGACGAAAGUACUGUGAAGUACAUGUUCGAGAUAACCAAGCCAAAGCUAAUAUUCUGCGACAAAGAGCAAUAUGAUAAAAUUGUCGAGGCCACCAAGGAUUGGAGUCCUGAGGUAUAUACGGUCAGCGAGCCCCUGGAAGGUAAGCCCAGCAUACAGAGUCUGUUGGAGCCAACGACAACGGAAAAGUUCUACCAACCUGAGCCGUUGAAAGCUGGCAGCGAUCAAACUGUGGCCAUUCUGUGCUCAUCCGGUACAACGGGAAUGCCGAAAGCCGUGUGCAUAUCAAACAGUGUGCUCAUGCAGGAUAAUUUGUUUGUCAACAGUGAGACGAUUUACUUUCUACAGAGUGGCCUGGACUGGAUAUCUGGUCUGUGGGCCUUCAUGUUCUGCGUGGUAUUCGGCAGCACUCGCAUCUUAUCGGAUAAGCCCUUUUCGCCGGAGAACAUGGUCCAGCUGAUACAGAAAUACAAAAUCAAUUAUGUAACCAUGGCACCGUCCCAGAUGGCAGCUCUAGCCAGUUGUCCAAAGGCCACGCAGAGCGCAUUAUCCUCGUUGCGCAACCUAAACUAUGGCGGUAGCAUUGCCUCAGAUGCGACUCUAAAACGCUUGCGGGAGCUCUGCCCCAAUGCAACGUUCAACUCAGCCUACGCGAUGACAGAGCUGGGACUGAUCACACUAAAUGCCGGAGUCCAGAAAGCAUCAGCUGCAGGCAAGCCAAUGCCCGGCAUGACCAUACGCAUCGUGGAUGAGAACGAAAAUAGCUUGGGCCACAAUGAGAUCGGUGAGAUCUAUGUGCGCUCCGCCAUCAAAUGGAAUGGCUACUAUGGCAAUCCCACUGCCACGAUGGAAAUAUUGGACCCAGAGGGCUGGCUCCAUACCGGGGACUUGGGCUACUUCAGUGACGACAAUCUGCUGCAUGUAGUAGAUCGCAAGAAGGAGGUUCUUAAAUACAAAGGCAUUCACUUCUGGCCCACGGAAAUCGAGAAUGUGAUCCGAGAGCUGCCGCAGGUGCGCGACGUCUGCGUCGUGGGCGUGCCCGUUGAGGAAAUCAUGGAUGCGGCCGCCGCCUUGGUGGUCAAGAUGCCAGGCAGCGACAUCACUCACGACGAUAUUGUGAAUCAUGUGGCCAAGCGACUGCCCACCAUAAAUAAGCAGCUGCAUGGAGGCGUUCGAUUCACUGAAAGGCUGCCCUUCAAUAACAAUGGCAAGGUCAUGCGAAAGGCGGCCCUCGAGCUGUUCAUGUCACUGGGAGGACUCACGACUAAUCCCAAGUAACAAUGAUAUGGAA